Molecule: messenger RNA, 903 nt
Organism: Hydra vulgaris (swiftwater hydra)
Lineage: Eukaryota; Metazoa; Cnidaria; Hydrozoa; Anthoathecata; Hydridae
Source: RefSeq, a predicted model, not a curated record
AUGCUACUAUAUGGAGAUUUCAAUUUCAGCCAUACAUCUUAUGAGUUUAUCGAAGUUAACGGUGGCAUUGUAACAGUUGCCCACGUAAGAGAUGAGCGUCAAGGCGAUAUUAGGUUUCAGAAAUACCUUGAUGAAUGUCACCUAACUCAGCUUGUCACAUUCCCAACGUAUCGUAGUAGUCGACACGUUGAGCCCACUAGCACAGCUAAUCUGAUCAUAACACACGAGCCAGACCGUGCCAUCUUCAUCGAACAAAGUGAUUCUCUCGAGCCCGAAGGUCCAUUGCCAGCUUUUGAGAAACGUACUGAAGCAAUUUGUGUUGUCGACUCAGCAAGUUUUUCUAUCGAUAUAGUACAAAAGUGCCUCUACCACAUUGAUGAAAGAAAAUCAACCGGCUACGAUGGUUUACAUCCACGGGUCCUUAGUAAAUGUGCAACUAGCUUCGCCAAACCACUUUCACUUAUCUAUAAGUGCUUGUUCGCGACUGGUGUAGUUCCCGACUUGUGGAGAAAAUCGAAUGUAACACCAAUUUUCAAGAAGAAGAGUAAAAUAAAUGCACCAAACUACCGGCCUAUCUCGCUCACAUCCUUUUCAUGCAAAAUAAUAGAAAGUAUUCUUAAAACAAGUAUAAUGGAACACUGUGUUGCUAAUGACUUAAUUACUCCAAAGCAACAUGGCUUUGUUUAUUGCAAGGGUUGCGUCUCUAACCUGCUAGAAACUCGGGAUAUCAUGACAGAAGCCAUUAAUCGCAGCCAUGCAGUAGACGUCAUAUACACAGACUUUAACAAAGUGUCGCACAAACGCCUUCUUCAUAAACUAAGAGCCUACGGUAUUCAAGACCUGGAUCUCAGCUUGGUUACACGACCAAAGUCAACGAAUGGUCAUCAACAGCGUUACACCUGA